AUGGCUGGUCUUCGCGUUCGUCGUAAUUUUUGGGACCUCCAAGAUGAGUAUGACAAAGGCAACAAGAAGCCCUUGGACACCCUGAUCCGUGCCUUCAAAGGGAUUUACGAGCUCUCUCCCGAUAAUCCAAAUUCCUUCUUCUUCCUUGCUGGCUUGCACGGGGAGCCUUUCCGCGGUGCCGGCUGGGGAAACGCCAGCUGGUGGGGAGGAUACUGCAAUCAUGGAAAUGUCUUGUUUCCUACGUGGCAUCGGGCCUAUUGUUUCGCCCUUGAAUCGGCUCUUCAAAGCAUCCAUGGCUGCAAGGAUGUCACUUUGCCAUACUGGAACGAGAUCGAAAAAAAUACCCAGGAACGCGGGAUUCCUGGGGCCUUCCUAAAAAAGAAAUGGACAUUUGAGGAUGGUGGCGUGAUCGAUAACCCACUGUACUCCUACAAGUUCCAACAGAAAAUUACGGAUAAUCUGCCAUCGUCCCGUGAUGAUGCGGAUUAUAGCAAAGGGGACGGGUAUGUGACCUGCCGCUACCCUUACUCUGGUCUCGUUGGGCCUGCAGAUAAAGAGAAAACCGAUGCCCACAACGCAGAGAUCAACAAGUUGGGGGAUGAUAAGGUUAAUCAAAUCCUCAACGAGAACGUGAAAUCCUGGCUCCUUCACACAGAUGUUGACGGCCAGAAGGGAAGAGGUGGUGUUCUUCAGAAAUACUUCAGUUGCUUGGAGGCCCCAAACUAUACUGUUUUCUCAAACACGACUUCCGCCACUCAGUGGAACGAGGACCACUUUAAUGAGGGCUUACCUACGUCGGCUACUGUUUCUCCGCGUCUGGUUCAGCAUGUGGUUCCCCUCGAGAGUCCUCAUAACGAUAUCCAUGUCUCCAUCGGCGGAUUUGAGUACGGCGACGGCCAUUUUGACGGGAAAUACCCCGGUGCCAAUGGCGACAUGGGUGAAAAUGACACGGCGGCAUUUGAUCCCGUGUUUUUUUUCCAUCACUGCUUUAUCGAUGCCAUGUUUUGGCAGUGGCAGAAGGAGCAUGGCAAAACAAAGCAGCUCGAUAUCAUCCCUCAGUAUCCCGGGACCAACAGCGUUGACAGUCAGGGUCCCACGCCGGGAACACCUGGGGGUACGUGGUUGACCUUGGAUACGCCGUUAGAUCCAUUCCAGCUUCCUGGCACAACCAAGACCAUGAAAUCGAAGGAUGUGAUCGACAUCGAGACCCGGCUUGGCUACACUUACUCACCUAUUAAAGGUCUUCCCCGCAAAACUCCCAGUGCGGCUGCACCCGAUGCGGCUGCACCCGGUGCGGCUACACCCGACGCGUCUAGAGCCAAUCUAGUGCGUAUCUCAGGCAUCAACCGCGGAAUUAUUCCCGGUUCAUUCGUACUGUCAACCUGGACGACGACUGAAAACGGGGAAGAAAGACUGGUUGGUUUCCAUUCUACGCUCAGUAGAUGGCAUGUGCAGGGCUGCGCGAAUUGCCAGACUCAUCUGCGUGUCAAAACUUUUGUGCCGCUGUACGGACUGAGCAAGGACCAAGCAAGCAAGGUAACGGUCAAAUUGCACACGAGAGAUGAUCCCAAGGGAAGCACAGCUCGGGAGGGAGGCAAACCGAUUCCUUAUGUUGUGGGCCAUCUUUUAGGAAAGGAGUGA
Molecule: messenger RNA, 1641 nt
Organism: Penicillium alfredii
Lineage: Eukaryota; Fungi; Ascomycota; Eurotiomycetes; Eurotiales; Aspergillaceae
Gene: tyr1
Exons: 2
Coding region: 1-1641 (546 amino acids)
Molecular function (GO): oxidoreductase activity
Source: RefSeq, a predicted model, not a curated record